Messenger RNA from Acanthoscelides obtectus, 5740 nucleotides. Lineage: Eukaryota; Metazoa; Arthropoda; Insecta; Coleoptera; Chrysomelidae. The record is from the annotation of a GenBank genome assembly.
GUUUAUUUUGGCGCCAGAACAAAGUUGAUAAAGUUUUGUUUUCCAAUUAAUAUGUAUAAAUAAUUAAUAAAAAUGAAAAACUUGACUGAUUAUUUCAGCAGUCCAUCUGAGAAAACCAGUAGAAAAGUGGUGCCCGAUUUGGACGAGAAGGUAGAGCAAAACCCAACAAAUAUAGUAAAUAAUGAGGAACAUGUAAAUGCUGUUACGAAGAAAAAGAGGAAAUCAAAAAAAGCUAAACUGCGAAAACUCUCUGACCCUGCGGUAAAAGGCAUAACGGAACUAAUGUCCAGUAAUCUUGCCAUAAUAUCUCCCAAUACUAGUGCAGCUGAAACACAAUCUGUUCAUAAUGAUGAUAUAGCAGGUGCUGAAUUGGAGGAUAAUAUUGAAAAUCUUAUCAGUGAGGAAACAGGAGGUUCUGACAAAGAAACUGGAAUAUGUGUAAAAAUAAAAGCUAGCAAGUUUAGUAAAAUAAGGACACCUGGUAAUGAAAAUUCUACUGAAUCUAGCACAAUAAAUCGGGACACAAAGAUUAGUAGCAAUAAGUCAUCUAUUACAGGGGCAUCUAAUAGCAGUGGUUGUAAUGACUCUGAAUCUGUAGAAGUUGAAACAAUAGGAAACCUAUCUAUUAUUGUUGAUGCUGAAGAUAGUUCUAGUUCAGAGUCUCAGUUUGUCAAUGGUGGUAAAGCAAAGGUUGUGAAUGCCUUUCAGUUUUUAAUGGAUAGUAGAUUUAAGACAAUAGGUUCAAACACACCAGGUAAAGAAGUAGAUAAUGAAAUAUUAAAAAAUGAUGAAAGCAAAGAGAAACUUUCAGCAAGGAAACAUAUACUGAGUAACUGGGCUGAGAAAAAAGGGGCAUCUAAAAGGAAAAGAGAGGAAGCAGAGAAAGAUGAAGUUAUAAACUAUAAAUUGAAGAAGAGGGCAAAAAGACUGAAAAAACUAUUAAAAGCCAAAACUGACAAUGAAAAUGAUGAAGAGGUGAAGUUGAUGAAAAAACGUAUCAGGAAAAUAUCUACAGAUACUGAAAGCUCAAAUGAUGCUGUCAGUUCGAAUAACAAAAAGGAAGAUUUAAAUAAGAAAUCUGAAAAUGGAAAUAUUUCAAAAUUUGAGAUGUCUAACAGAAAAAGCGAUGCACAUGAGGAAAGCAAUAAAUAUGAGAAGAAAAAACCAGGUAGGAUAUCAAGAAAAAGCAAGGACUCUAGAGAAAUUAAGAAGAGUAGCAGUAAAGAAGAUUACAAAACAGAUAUUCUAGAAAGUAAAUGUAAAAAGACAGAUGAGGAUUCAAAUGAAGAUUUAAGAACUGAGCUGAAUAAUUUAGAAAAAAAUAAUACAAUAAGCAAUAGUCAUAGCAACUCUAGCUGUGAAUCUACAAGUAAAGAAUCAAAGAAUGAGGCACUUGUAUCAGACGAUUUAAAGUUAGUGAUUAAAGAUACAUUAGAAAAGAACAGUGAAUCUAAAACAGCUUCAAAUAGGAAAUUGAAAAAGGUAAACAGUGUUGAGAAAGAAAAUAAAAAUAAAGAAUUGAGUGAAAUUUUGGAUGAAAGUGCACAAGAUAUAGAAAUAUGUAGCCCAAAACCUAAAGAGGGAAGACAGAGUUUGCUUAAUUUCUUUGGUGUCAUUAAUAAAUCUAACAAUACUAAUAAUGUGAAUAAGAAUUCAUUAGAGAUUGAUUCACAUGAAAAGGGCAUUAAAGAAAAUGGUAGCCCUGUAGAAAUUGAUAUGAAGAAAAUGAGGGUAGAUAUAGAGACAGUAGAUCUGGAAUCUGACUGUACUACUAAUAUGACUAGUACUGCUGAAUCAAAAAACAUCCUAGAUCUUAAUGAAGAAGUCAUUUCUACUGCUCAUACUACAACUGAGACAGAGGAUACAUGUGACCAUGCUCCAGAAGAUACACCAAGCACUCGAAAGAGAAAGAAGUCCAAGAAGAAAAAUAAAUCAAAAGACGGAAAAACUGCGAAGGUACGGAGGAUUGUGGAUGAGUCCAGCCAAGAACCUGACAUUACUCCACGUAGACUCAGAUCCUGGAGAAUGAAAAUUCGCAUGAAUUUAGAUGAAAACGCAGAUGGCCAAAUGUCACCUAAAGGUAAUAGAAAAGUAAUUUUAAUUGAUGAUGACAAUGACUCGAAAGACUCUGAUGUAGUCAGUUUAUCCAGUGGUAGUGACUUUGAAGAUGACAUUAAAACUAAGAAACCAAAAAAAGCAGUGAAAGUUGCACCAGUUUUUGCUAAAGCUGCUCCGAAACCAAAAAUUGAUCCAGAAGUGUUAGAAGCUAGGAAGCAGUUUUUGAUGAGUGGCAUACCAGAAGCCUUAAAGAAAAAUAUGGAGAAACAACAAAGCUUAGAAGAGAGAGAAUAUGAUGUUUUCCCUACAAUAAGUCAUGUGCAACAAAAGUGUCAUUCUAACUCUUGGACUUUGCCAGAAGCAAACUUGAAGCUUACUAAAUUUUCACCUAUCAAACUUGAUGACUUUGACUUCACCCAUAGCUUACCGUGUACAAAAGCAAAAAAGUUAAACAUUCAAAUUGCAAGUGAUAGCAACAUAGAACUUGAAUCACUCGUAAAUAAAAUAAAAUCAGAAAACCCAAAUUACCCAGUACUGAAAGCAUUCAGACAAAUUUCUGAGAGAAAAGAAACUAUUAAGAAUAGUGGAGGAGAGAAAAAGUCAAAGGCAAAAAGUAACAGCAAAAAGAAACGUAAGAGUGCAAAUAAAAGCGUGGAGAUUAUUGAGAUUGAACCAGAAGAGAUUGAUAUAGUUGCUCAAGCAAUGUGGACUGAAAAAUAUAAGCCCAGGAAUUCUGACGAUAUUAUUGGAAACACAGAGGCAGUCAAAAAACUCAAGAAGUGGUUACAGGCUUGGUGGAAUUUUAGUGAAGAAAUAAUAAAUUCAAAUAAAGAAAGAAAAAGAAGGAAUAGCAAUAGUUCCGAUGACUUUAUUGUAAGUGACUGCAGUAGUAGGGAUACUGUCAAGUUACCUGGCAAUACUGUGGUCCUUGAGGGACCCUGCGGCAGUGGAAAAAGUACUGCAGUUUAUUCAAUCUGCAAUGAGCUCGGAUUCAAUGUUAUAGAAGUGAAUGCGUCAAGCAAAAGAAUGGGCAAGCAUCUGCUCCAAAAGCUGCAAGAAGCCACCCAAUCCCACCAAGUGCGUAAGAAGGAAUCAUUCGCAAACUUUCUUCAACAGUCGGAUAGCCAGGAAGCCGACGAUAAAAAAAUGUGUGUACUUCUUAUCGAAGAUAUCGACAUCGUUUUUGAACAAGAUGACGGUUUCUUACCAGCACUGAUGCAACUUGCAACGACAAGCAAAAGACCGAUAAUACUGACAACUACAGACUACGAGUCGGUAUUUGUACAGAAAUCUUUAGGAGACCUUGAAAGGAUAUCUUUUAUGCCACUAUCUGCGCAUUCGUUGGCAGUCUGGCUCCAACUUGUAUGCCUCGUUGAAGGCAAGUUUGUGGACCUGGAUGAGAUUGGGAGUUUGCUAGAGUUCAAUAACGGCGAUGCACGAAGGACGGUGCUUGAGUUGCAGUUUUGGGUUCAGUCUGGAGGAGAUAUUGUCAAAAAUGAUAUGACUAUCAAGAUUGCAUGUAGAAGAAUUAGUGCUGAAGAAAUUUUGGUUAGCGGUGAAGUGAAGGAUGAGAAACGUAGAACAAGGAAUGCAGAUGAGGUUGUUACACAUAAAAACUGUUUGAGGAGUUUUCAGAUAUUUGAUGGUCCAUAUGUUUUUUUUGUGCCUUACCCCCUGAGACUGAGUUUAUUGUGGUGGAAUUUCUCAAGCAUUCUCAAUAUACCCGACGACUCUGAAAACCGAAUCAAGAGGUUGAAAGGUAAAAAACCGGAGCAACUGAAAGAUGAUAAAGACUAUAGCCACGAUGACAGGCUGAAGCUAAAAGAACUAUCAAGAGUAUAUGAAACAGUAUGCCUCAGUGAUGUAUUAUAUAGGAAAAUGAAUAUUGUUGAUGAUUCUGAACCAGUCGUGAGAAACUUUAAGAAUGAUUUAAAGAAUAGUAUAGAAUUAAGCAGUAAGAUUGAAGAUGAGGUGCUAGAUUUGGACUUUGUUCACGAGAUGAAUCACUAUUCAGUUAACGGAGAGAUACAAAGGUUCAAAAUUGUAAAUAAAGAAGAGGGAUCACUGAAUAUGGCGGUGCCUGAUAAAAGUGAGAGAAGGUGGAGAGCCAAACAGUUUGUAUGUGAAGACCUAUUCAAAGAAGCACUGUCUUUCUCCACAUCUCUUGAUAGAAAAGCCGCCGCCUUAGACUAUAUGCCAACGAUGCGGUGUAUAUCUCGCUCAGAAGACCAGAGAGCAGCUAAUAACACAAAGCGUGGUAAUCGGUUCAGAAACUAUCUAAGGAACUUGCUGACGAGUUGUAGUGAUAGUACUAUUAAACUAGCGUGUAAUAUUCUUAGGGAAUAACGUUUUUUCACUAUAUUCUGUCAUGCAGUCGGAUUUACAAUGCAGAAUUGUGCAUGUAUAUGGAUUUUUUCUUGCUGCUGAGAUUCGCUUUUCGUUCAGUAACAAGCUUCUGAGAGUAGUUAGCAGUUAUCAUUAUGAUUGGUGAUUCAUCUAAGAUACACUUUUUGAAAGGAAAAAAAAACGGAACAAUCACAAUUUCGGGUAGUAUUUAUUGUAAGAAAAGUAUCAUGCCUGACAUUAGUUUUUGACGAUUGUUUAUUUCUUAUGCAUGUUAUUACAGCGGCUAUACCCCAUUUGUAGACCAUUUACGCCCAGACAAAACACAACGUGCCCAAAAGCGAGAUUGUACAGGUCCGUAUUUUCCUCAUUGGUCUUGGACUAAUCUAACAAAAUAAAUUAUUAUUUUUAUAGAAAAAAGUGCACCUACUGUUCACAAUUCUUAUCCAUAUCCCACACCGUUGUUUUGAUUGUCUCUUGAACGUGACGGGUGCAAUCUUUCCAACGGUUUGCCAUCACUCUGCUGACAGCUUCAUAAAACAAAUUUUUCACGUCAAAAAAUUUGAAUGUUUUAUUGUAUGAAGCCACAUAGUUUUUAUAUUUGUCCAAAUCAUUUCAAUGGGAUAUAAUUCGCAGUGAUAACGGGGCAGCAUUAAAACUGUCCUAUUUUGGGUUUUAGCCAUUUCAUCAACAACACCAAGAUUAUAAUUAUAUAUGGUGACAGACGGAAACCUGACGUUUUUGAAAUGAACAGUAGGGGAGACCGGGGCUGGUAGCCGCACUUUUUUGAAUUUAUUUUAUGACGGCUACUAUAAUUAAUAUUUUUUAAAACCCAUUGUUGCCGUGAAAAGUCCUAUACGUAGUCGUGCCAUAAGUUCUGUCCCAUGAUAAUCUCAUGAUAAAAAUGAAACAAGAUAAGAUAUAUUUAUAUGAAAGAUAUUAUUUAUUCGACAACAUUUUUAGAAUUCAUAAUCAAACAGUUUUAUUCAAAAUGUCCCCCCUUGGCCUUCACACACUGCUUCAAUCUCGCGGGCCACUCAUCUAUCACUGCACGCACAGCUUCCAAAGGAAUAGCUGCCGCUGAUCGGAUCAAAUCCGCUUUCAGGGACUCGAUAUUACGGUGGGCUUUGGAGCAGGCCAACUGCUCUAGCAGGUUCCACAACUUGUAGUCUAAAGGAUUGAGGUCCGGACUCCCUGAGGGCCAAUCUUCCGCAGCAAUGAACUCUGGCACAUUGCUUUCCAGCCAGCGCUGCGUACACUUAGCCUUGUGAGAGGGGGCGGAAUCCUGCUGGUAGACCCAGUGUUGGUUGGCAAACAAUGUACCACUUAAAGGCUUGAC